UUUGACGUCAAGUAACGUUAUGACGUCAGUGGAGAGAUAAGCGUUACUUCCUGGUUACGUCAGGGGGGAACAGCUAGAGAACAAAAUGGAGGAAUAUGCCAGAGAGCCAUGCCCCUGGAGGAUUGUGGACGACUGUGGGGGAGCUUUCACCAUGGGAGCUAUCGGAGGAGGAAUAUUCCAGGCUGUCAAGGGCUUCAGAAAUGCACCCUCAGGGAUGAGCCACAGAAUGAAAGGUAGCAUGACUGCCAUCAAGACCAGAGCCCCAGCACUCGGAGGAAGCUUUGCAGUGUGGGGAGGCCUCUUCUCAAUGAUUGACUGUGGUUUAGUCCAUGUGCGAGGCAAGGAGGAUCCGUGGAACUCGAUCACAAGUGGGGCCAUGACUGGAGCUAUCCUCGCUGCAAGAAAUGGACCAGUAGCCAUGGUGGGGUCUGCAGCCAUGGGAGGUAUUCUGCUGGCAUUGAUAGAGGGCGCUGGAAUCUUGCUUACUAGGUUUGCGUCUUCACAGUUCCCCACCGGGCCUCAGUUCGCCGAGGAGCCUGCUCCUGCAGCCAUGCCCAACUCGUCUUUUGGAGACUACAGGCAAUAUCAGUAAGGCGACUCCCUUUUGCUGUAUCCUCUCGGCCUUUUUGGAAUUCCUUGCUGAGGUUACGAAGAAGAUAUUGGGACGCAUAAAACCACACAUCGAACAAUAAAAAAAACAACCUGCACCCGAUUUUAAGGACUGUGUUGGAGAAGUGAUGGACAACAUACAUCUUCCUCUUCCUUCUCUCAAGAGCCAUGUACAGAUCUGCCUUUUGCCAUUCUCAGCCUUGUCAUGUGCAUCAGUUUCACCCCAACAUUUGUCAAACACAGUGAUGUACAUGUGGGCUCGUGGGAAUGAGGCGUGUUUUUCUAUUUUGUUCAUAUGAAGUAUGUACUGCAUGUAGCUCUCAUGUGGGAGGUCAGGACAGAUGAGCUCUGGAUAAUGUUGAAUCCUGCAAAAACACAUCACACUUGGAAUCUAAUAAAUUAUAUAUGAGUAUAUUACUUAUGGGUAUAUACAGUCAAACGUAUCUGCUUGUAUUCGCUCGUUCAUCUUUAUUUGCCUUGAAUAGGUCUCCUGCUUGUGCUGGCCCCUGACAUCUGGCUGGCCUUUAGUAUUUGAUUUAAUUCAAUCGUGAAGGCAAACAUCUGUCAGAUCUAAUGUGAUUCCAGGAAUAUUAGUCUGUUUGAAAGUGAUUUAUUUAUUUUAGAUUGUGCAGAGUUGUACCGGAAUGUGGUGUUUUUUUUUUAUCUCACAGUGAUUUCACAUUCAUCACAGAGCUGAAGGAAAAGACUGCUAAUGACAAAGUGUGGCAUAGACCUUACAUGUGAAUGGACAAACUCGAGCAAGGGAUUGAUGUAUAGUGUAUUAAAGCUGUUUGCCAGAUUGUACUAUGGUAUAAUAAAGAAACAAGCUGUAAAA
Molecule: messenger RNA, 1444 nt
Organism: Pleuronectes platessa (European plaice)
Lineage: Eukaryota; Metazoa; Chordata; Actinopteri; Pleuronectiformes; Pleuronectidae
Gene: timm17a
Product: translocase of inner mitochondrial membrane 17 homolog A (yeast)
Exons: 6
Coding region: 86-592 (168 amino acids)
Biological process (GO): protein import into mitochondrial matrix
Cellular component (GO): TIM23 mitochondrial import inner membrane translocase complex; mitochondrial inner membrane
Molecular function (GO): transmembrane protein transporter activity
Source: RefSeq, a predicted model, not a curated record